AUGCUCUUGAACAUAGCCCUGUGCCUUGCCGCACCCCUCGCAGCUUCGCCUUCAAAAACGAUAGCGCAAGAGAAUAUCGACGAGCAGCCGACCGGCGACACAUUCUUGGAGGCCGAAAAUGCACUUCUUCCUGAUUUGUGUGCUCAAGCGAGCUCAAUGGGCUUCUGUUUUGCGUUCUGCAAUUGCAUCUCGCCUCCCAUUCCUGCCGCUACCUUGACUGCUCUCAUUCCCAGCGUAACGCCGACAAUUCAGGCUCGGAGCCUAUUUCUAGAGGCUGUCAAGGCUGGUAUCAUCCCUGGAAUGGUUGGAGAUGGCAGCGACGCAGAUUUUGUCGACACCGCCAAAACGACAUUUUCCGCAUGGACGUCCGAUGGUGUAUACCUUACUGGGUUUGGUCUGCUCUGUCUUACGGUGAAAUACACGAACGGCUAA
Messenger RNA from Heterobasidion irregulare TC 32-1, 432 nucleotides. RefSeq lists its product as uncharacterized. The record is from RefSeq and is a predicted model, not a curated record. The transcript is spliced from 4 exons. NCBI's taxonomy places the organism in Eukaryota, Fungi, Basidiomycota, Agaricomycetes, Russulales, Bondarzewiaceae. The coding region runs from base 1 to 432 and encodes 143 amino acids.